AUUUCUAUUCUUUUUCCCCCGAGCGCUGUACCCCGCCUAAUCAUUCCGCAACCCACAUGCUAAUACUGGAGUCUACCAGCAUCCGCCGAGCCUUCUCGCGCGAACGUCUUAAGCUUUAUCUGGAGCUCCACGAUUAACCCCCUACCCGAUCGGGUCAGUAAGGACCAGAUGGAUCAGGAUUCGAGAUCAUCCGAGCCGCGAGAACGUGCCGUCUCCUCCGAGCCUUGCUCAACUCGACCUAACCCUUUUGACGACGGUGACCUUUCCGCCCGAAAACGUCGUAGGACCUCUCUUUCUGGUUCUAGGAGCGCGUCUGUCGAUACUCUUCCCUCUCGGGACGACGCCGUCGCUUCCGACCCGAGCAUCAUGAAAGUCGAUACGCCCGAGCCAAUCCCUCCUAGCACACCAGCUCAUUCAGAGCCUGCCACCGAACCUGUCUCGAGCAAGGUCACUAUCAACUUGCGAAAUGCUGACAGCCUUGAAGAUACACCUUCAUCUCCGUCUUCUCCUACACCCGCACGAUCUCGCAAAGACAGCAUCAAGGUCAGCGUCGAAGAGCCAGAAGUGAACAUGAUAGAAGUGCCUUCAGUCGAGGAUGGCUCUUCUUCCGCGUCCGAGAUGGACAGUCCCGAAGUACCUACUGUAUCCUUCGAGGAAGACUUUGAAUUCUGCAACACUCAACCUAAUAUAACACUUUUGCCGGAAGCAAGAGCUGCAUCAUUCAGUGCUGCCAUGGUCGAGUUUCCAUACCACAGUGAAGGAGAAUCGUAUCAGGAGACAGUUUCUCGCCUCGCUGAAUACUUUCGACAGCAACCGACACAUGUUGACGAAGCCUUGCAACUUUUGAAUGGGUGGUUGAACCGAUAUACAGCAUUUGCGCAUAUCGAGUUUUAUCCCAUAGUAGUAGAAGCAUACCAGGAGAAUAAACAAUUCUGGCAAACUCUUCCAGAACUCUUCUACACAAUAGUUCAUCGGCAUGGUUAUUCGAAAUCAACCCAGACUCGAGAGACUAUCAGUCAGAUGUUCACGCAACUUGCUAAACUCACCGCAUUUCUCCUCACUGUCGAUUGCCGAACAUUAGUAUACGUCAUAAACAAGGAAGAUGCCGAUUUUGAUUUGAUAUCUCCAGGUUUUAUUAAACUAUUUGGAAGCCUCACGAGCAAGGACGACAGCCAACUGGCCAACACAUAUGCUUUGGCGAAUUCGGGAUUUUCAGAAUUGCUUGAUAUCCUUCAAGCCAACAGCGAUGGAUUGCAACUUCAACUAUCCCGCUUUACUGAUCUGCUCCUGAACAAUCUACUCCGAUCCCCUAGGAGAGUGAUGGAUAACCUCACUGGUGUAUCUAUGCUAAUGGACAGUCUCGUACGAGAUAGCUACAGAAAGCAGUCGUACUCCGGGACCUAUUCCGCCGUAGCCCUCGAGCGAGCGAGAAAAAACCUUGCCUAUGGUCUGGAUUUCUUCAGAAUCAUUGCGGAUGCCCUCGAUGUCGUGAUAGAAAAAUCUACCAACAAUUUAAGUUCCGAGACUGUCGUUUCUCUUACCGCCUGUCUAUCACCUAUAUUCAGAUACAGUCUGCUUGGUAGCAAUGCUGAAGCUAAUAAGCUCAUGCAAGACCAUCGCCAACAACACCCUAACCUUCCCGAUCGAUUCACGCCCGAGGCGAUGAAUUUAGAAUGGCGAAUACGCAUAUUCUGUAAGCUGGUGAGGUCACGUCAGAUGCAGCUCAGAGUUACGGCAGCUACACAGCUCUGUGACGAUCUAGUUCUCCAGUGGAGAACAUACGCCGACCGUCAGGAGAUAGGAGAUGAAAAUCCCUACCUGACAUAUCUCCGGUAUUUGUCUAGCUAUCUUGUCGAAACCGGGAUUGUUGAUUACCUCCUGGGGCCGACGUGUCACCCAGAGAUCACGCAAGCGAGCUUUAACAUUGUUGGAUUCUUGGCCGUUACCAAGACUUACAUAUCCGCACAGACGGAUCUCCUCUGGCAGACGUUGACGUCUACGCAGGAUCCCCGAAUCUCCGAUGCCAUAGUUCGUAUGAUGUCUAAGGUUGUCGGUUUGUUAGAUUCGGAAUCGCUCUGCUAUAUAUGUGAGAAAUUCCAUGGCCUACCGGUCGAGGCUUUCUCUUCUUGCAUGCGGGAUUUCUUUGAAAAUGUCACGAAGCAACUUCAGGAAAAGAUGCUUUACCAUCUUCCUAUUACGCCGUACAAAACCUGUAUUCGAUUACUUCAAGAGUCUUCUGUUUAUGGAUCGCAAGGUUCCGUGGCGUACCCGGAGAUUCACCAAUUUGCCUUGACGAAGUUUGGUGCCCUUCUCCAUCCGGGACCAGACCAUCAAGAACGCCAGACCAUGCGACUGGAUUGCGUGCAUGACAUCGCCGCAAAAACCCGAACAACAUCCGGGAGUCUCGAGGUACUCAAUAUGCUUAUGGACAACCCACCAUCACUACAGGCGAUGAUAGCCGAACACGACUUGACGCGGCUUCUUGUUGACGAACUUGAAUCUACAAUUGCCAAUGCGCAAGCUGUUGGAUUUGCACCUGUUUAUACAAACCCCAUCAGUCAUGCUCGCCGAAGAAUUCUUUCGACUAUCAUAAUAAGCCAUGGCUCUACCAUUGACUCGGAACUUGGUCGACGUCUUUGGGACCUGCUUGUUGGGAAUGGCGCUGCAUGUCAGGAAGAUAGAAAAACAGCCUGGGAUGAUUUAAACAUGGCGCUUCGAAGAGCACGGCUAGACAACCCCUUCCUCGGAGCCUGCCUGAGAGAAUACUUGCCUGAACUACCCCCGUCUUGCUAUUGCGGAGGUUCCCUCGCCUUUGUCCGAGAAGCUAUCAUCCCCCUCGCAAACGAUAUCAAUGGUAUGGUUCUCGACGACGAUGACAGUGUUAGGCUAGCUGGGCUUGAACUACUGUGGCAAAUGAUCUUGACAGCUCCCAAUCAUACUAUUGAAGAGACGGCUAUAUCUACGCUCGUCAAUGACAUAUACGUUGACAGCCAGUCGAUAAUGUCAUACCCCCUUCAUCGCGCAAGAAAAGUUCAUUUUGCUCUCGUACAGCGAUGCUUGCAGCAACUCAAGCGUGCGGCGCAGAAGCUGAAAGAAUUCGGCGACGGGGACUUGGCGAUAGAUGUAGCUAUUAAUGAGCAGCGCCAAGAACAGGAGCUGCAAUUUACAAGGUCCCUACAGGUACUUAUAGCACUUCUCAAGGCGCUGCAGGCCAGACCCCAUUUUGCAGCGCCCGAUUUACGGUCUCUCAUGCUGCAAGCGCCUAGCCCCGUUGACGGUGACUCCGCAGAGUUAAAAUACCAAUCUUUCGAUGGCGAGGAGCAAACCGAUGUUAAAUCCCUGGAUAUUGGAUUAAAGAAUACUGCUGCCUCACUCCUCGCUAGCUUGCGGGAAGCCACCGGCUUUGAUAAUUACCGGCUGUACUAUCGCGGACAGCCCCUAGCGCCGUCAGAGAGUGCUAUCUGCAAGCCUAUCGAAGAACUCGACAUCAGGAACGGUUUGAUACUUGUGAAGAAGGAGUCUGGGAUCGCAACUUCUAAGCGCAUUAAGCCAGGUGCUUCACCGCUCGACAUUGAAAUUCUGAGUCAUUUCAAGGACUUGUGGGAGUAUCUGAGCAUGGAAGAGAAGUUAGCACGAGAGAUCUAUCAUUUUCUAGUAUCCCUUCCGGCUGACGAUUCAAUUCUAACAACCUUCGAGGAUCCUACAACCUCUUAUCGAGAUGUAUUCCCGCUUGGGCAACCUUUCAAAUCGUUGUAUGCACUACAUGCGCUUCGCGAGUAUCUUAGUACCCGGCAGCUCAAGAGCAAUGUUAUGCAGGUUUCUUCACCAGAUGGCGAGAGUCAGGUAAACACCGCAAAUGACCGACAAGAUGCUCUCGUUAGAGCGAUAUCUUUGAUCGUUGCGGCAAUCUGCGAUCCUGAAGUUGUUGAACGAGGAUCAAGUGAGGGUCUGCAGCUCAAGCUAAGCCUUGAACUUGUAGACAACUUUGUUCAGCUUUUGAAAGAAACCCCGAAUGUCGAGACCGGCAUGCAACAACUGAACUUGGACCUCCAGAAACGACUUUCCGCCAUACUCACAAAUGCUGCGUUGGCUCAGACUAAUCAGGUCAGCAUCGAGCUAAUUAACCGUUCGUUCGAGGCCCUCCUCGAGCCUUGUAUAAAGGGUAACGCGUUCUGGGAGGGUUUCCGGGAUGAAACGGGAGUACAAAAAGUGGUCCAACGACUCCUUCUCGACGAUUCGCGCCCUAUUGUUAGGAAGAACGUCGCAAGGCUGAUCACAUACAAGAGCAUUAAUGCUUAUGGAAUAUCCGGCGGACGCUCCCUGCAAUUCGCAGAACUCUUCUGGCCCAUAGUAUCUCAACUCGUGCCCCGAGCCGUUAGGGAGCCGAGUAAGUGCGAAGAGACUUUUUGCCUCUGCUUCCAGUUACUUCAUAAGCUCAAUGCCGAGAACCCCAGCGCCAUUAACCUGCCUGCCUGUCUUAGGCAAUGUGCAGAACUACUAUUAUCAUACACAACUACAGAGGACAUAGCUCAUCCGGACAAGGACGUUGUGGCACACGGCCUUAUCACAAUUCUUAAUAUUGGAAUUACCGAAGCAUCAAUUGAGAAGGAGCUGGUCGAAUUUCCGACCAAUUUUGUUUCCAAAUUGUUCUCUCGGCACUUAUUUCCGCCGGAAGAUGAGGAUGAUGCACUGGUGCCAAAGGUGAUCUUGCACACUCCUUCGCGAAGCAUGUUAUACGAUAUCAUAUUCGCCUUGGUUAAAGAUGAUGUCGCCCAGACUACCCGUCUACUAUACGAUCUGAACCAACUCACGUCUCACCGCAUCGAAGAUGGGCUUGAGAUCUACAAGUAUGAGCUUCCGCAAGCUUUUGAAAGAUCAACUGCUAUUAGGUCAUCUUGCGGUUAUUCUGGAUUGCGAAAUCUUUCUAACACCUGCUACCUGAAUUCUCUCUUUACACAACUCUUUAUGAACGUUGGAUUCCGUCGCUUUAUGCUUGAAAAGAGAGUCAGGAACCCACUUACGCAUCCAUUGCUCCACGAGACCCAGGUCCUAUUUGCAUUCCUGCAAGAUAGUCGCCGACGUUGGGUAGAGCCGUCAGGCUGCGUAGGGCAAAUCACAACCUACGACGAGACUCCUAUUGAUAUCCACAAUCAAAUGGACGUAGAUGAGUUUUAUAGCCUUCUAUUCGAUAGAUGGGAAGCGCAGUUCUCUCUAGAAAGUGACAAGAAGAGCCUUAGGUCGAUCUACGGAGGCGAGUUGGUCCAACAGGUGAAGUCUAAGGAAUGCGAACAUAUCUCCGAGCGCAUUGAACCAUUUUCCGCUAUUCAAUGCGACAUCAAAGGCAAGGCGGGCCUCGAGGAAAGCCUUCAAGCUUAUGUAGACGGCGAGAUUAUGGAAGGAGACAACAAAUACAAGUGCUCGGAAUGCGACCGCCACGUCGAUGCAGUUAAAAGGGCGUGUCUCAAAGAUAUUCCGGACAACUUGAUAUUUCACCUGAAAAGGUUUGAUUUCAACCUGAGGACGCUGACACGAAGUAAGAUCAACGACUACUUCCCAUUCCCUACCAAGGUCGACAUGCAGCCUUAUACUAUCGAGCACCUGAGCGAUCCUUCCCGCAAUUCUGAACCGGACAUGUUCGAAUUGGUGGGUGUGCUUGUGCAUUCCGGAACUGCGGAGUCCGGCCAUUACUACUCGUACAUCCGCGAACGGCCGACGGCAAGCAGCACACCAUCAUGGGUUGAAUUCAACGAUGAAGUAGUCACGUCGUGGGAUCCUGCGCAGAUGGAGAGCGCAUGUUUUGGAGGACCGGAAUACCGACCACAAUUCGAGGCCGGCACCACGUACGAGAAGGUUUACAGUGCGUACAUGUUAUUCUAUCAACGAUCUUCCUCGCUGCAGAAAGAGCAAGAAAUGCUGAGAGCAUCGGGUCAUACCGGUCCACUCCGGGCCGACCUCCCCAAAACCCUCGAGUCCCAGGUCAGUGAUGACAACUGGUCAAUUAUCCAACGACACUGCCUUUAUGAUCCAGCUCAUAUGCCGUUUGUGUAUGAAUUACUUCUUAAUUCUUGGGGUACGAAGUGUUCGAAGGAUCACAGGAAGGAAAAUCUAGCAAUGCAAACCGCACUUGGACAUAUGGAUCAAAUCGCAUCACGAGCCAAGGAUCUUCCAGAUUUUGACCAGCUUAAGGGUUUGCUGAUCAAGGUUUGCCAACGGUGUCCUUUGUGCUGUUUCGCGUUCUUUAAUUAUUUCAAGCACCACAAAGACGCUCUGCGCAUGCUCCUACAGAGAAACACAGACGUGGCUGUCCGCCAGGAUGUCGGAAGGAUCCUGAUAUUCGCUAUCUGUGUCAUAAAGAAUUCUUUCCCAGACGAAUACGGUCCAUUCGACAGUGACGGCGACGUAUUAAUAACCACGGCACGCCAUCAUUCGAAUGUAAUGGAGAUUACCAUUGAUCUGUUCUACCAUAUCUGGGACGCUUUCCACCUGCGUAUCAACUCCUGGACCGAGUGUUUCGGGACCAUGCUCGAAUUUGCCCGAUUGGGACGUUACGAAGCAGUGUUGUUCUUAGACAGAGAUUUCCUGUCUAAAUUGCUAAUGGUGAUUGCAGCGGACCAGGCCCUUGAUCUCCCAAACCAAUAUGCCAGGCUGCUCAAUGCGGUGUCCAGAAGGUCUGCGAGGCCACCUAACUAUGAAAGCAUCAUCGCCCUGAUCGAGGAACUUUUAUCGAACAUCGAGCCGACACUAAGCCAGAAUAACAUCCUGGAAGAGGCUCACGGUCGAUUGUUACUGGCGCUUCAGGGCGAGCCUGUUCCCCUCACUGCCGCCGAGGUAAAUAUCCUGCACAGAGAUUGGGCGAGGGGGCAAGCAAACGUUUUCGUGGAAAAACUAAUCUCUCUGAACCAAAACCCUAUGGCCACCGAUUGUAUAAUCAGCCGCCUAAUAGGGUUUAACCCGGUAAUGGACCAAAAGGUCUAUGCGACAUUACGACUCGAUAUCACUGGUGACCUAACCUCUCAUAUGGUGUCGCCUUAUCUUCGUGUCGCUACAACUUAUUGCCGCGAUAGUUCCAAUGGCGAGAACGUCUUUCGCCUGGUUAAUUUUGUGGCUAGUCAAUGCAAGAACUUGCAAAACGCAGAAGGUCGCGCCUUUUUCGAGUUCCAUCGAGAUGUAUUUGAUGGACCACGUAACACAGGGGAGACGAUGGAAAUGAUCCAUCUGCACGGUCUAGAUAAUAUACCGAAAUGGGCCCCGGGACUAUUGGGAUAUAUAGACCAGGGGGUGAGCGAUGAAGUAGAUAACUUCCUACAAGAGAAGUUGUUUAAGCAUGGACCCUCCCCUGCAUUUGGGGAGAGUAACGGUGGGCUUGAAAAGUCACGGGCGAUGAAUUCAGCUGCUAGGCUUCUGGCAAUCUCUUGCCUGGAGUAUCUACGGGAUACCUAUGUCGUUCGCGCAGCGCAGGCAGCUAGAUACACGGUCGUCCCCCUUGAUCGAAUCAUCAAGAAGUGUGAGCCGUACUUUCACCUUGACGAGGAGAUGGAUGACGGUCUCGAAGUACAGUUCAAUGAACUCUGUCGAGUUGUCCUGGAACCAAUGGACAGGCUUACGGUCGACGAGAUUGAAGAGGAUGGUUCCGAUUGGGAACAAUCGGUCGGUUCUUCGGAACCGAUGGAUAACCUAGCUGAUAUCAGCAUGCAAAUCGACCGUGAUCUAGUAUAAUCGAACCCUCGGGCCACAACGAAGGCACUUCUACAUUAUUGUGUUGAUUGAUGUGUUGAUAUCGAUUAAUUGAGACGGCCAACUAGGUUGAAACGAACGCAACCGAUGGU
Messenger RNA from Annulohypoxylon maeteangense, 7826 nucleotides. RefSeq lists its product as uncharacterized. Bases 169 to 7716 code for a protein of 2515 amino acids. Gene Ontology annotation, cellular component: cytosol; nucleus. Lineage: Eukaryota; Fungi; Ascomycota; Sordariomycetes; Xylariales; Hypoxylaceae. Gene Ontology annotation, molecular function: cysteine-type endopeptidase activity; cysteine-type deubiquitinase activity. Gene Ontology annotation, biological process: protein deubiquitination. The record is from RefSeq and is a predicted model, not a curated record. The transcript has 9 exons.